CCCGGGCCUCUUCCGCCCGGGCCCCUCCCGCGGCCGGAAGUGGGCGCCUCGGCGGCGAUUCCGGCAUGGGGACCUCCCUGGACAUCAAGAUUAAGCGAGCGAAUAAAGUCUACCACGCCGGGGAGAUGCUGUCGGGCGUGGUGGUGGUCGCCAGCAAGGACCCCGUGCAGCACCAGGGCGUGCUCCUGACCAUGGAAGGCACCGUGAACCUCCAGCUCAGCGCCAAGAGCGUGGGCGUGUUCGAGGCCUUCUACAAUUCCGUGAAGCCAAUCCAGAUUAUCAGCAGCACCAUAGAAAUGGUGAAGCCAGGGAAGUUUCCCAGCGGCAGGACGGAGGUUCCCUUCGAGUUUCCUCUGCACGUGAAGGGGAACAAGGUCCUGUACGAGACCUACCAUGGCGUGUUUGUCAACAUUCAGUACACGCUGCGCUGCGACAUGAAGCGGUCCCUGCUGGCCAAGGACCUGACCAGGACCUGCGAGUUCAUCGUGCACUCCACCCCUCAAAAGGGGAAGCUGACGCCGAGUCCCGUGGACUUCACGAUCACACCGGAAACCUUGCAGAACGUCAAAGAGCGAGCCUCGCUCCCCAAGUUCCUCAUCCGCGGCCACCUCAGCUCCACCAGCUGCGCCAUCGCGCAGCCGCUGACGGGCGAGCUGGUGGUGGAGCACUCGGAGGCCGCCGUGCGCAGCAUCGAGCUGCAGCUGGUCCGCGUGGAGACCUGCGGCUGCGCGGAGGGCUACGCCCGCGACGCCACCGAGAUCCAGAACAUCCAGAUCGCCGAGGGCGACGUGUGCCGCGGCCUGCCGGUGCCCAUCCACAUGGUCUUCCCGCGGCUCUUCACCUGCCCCACGCUCGAGACCACCAACUUCAAAGUGGAGUUCGAGGUGAACGUGGUGGUGCUGCUCCACGGUGACCACCUCAUCACGGAGAACUUCCCGCUCCGCCUGUGCCGCACCGAGCCCGCCAAGCCCGGGGCCGUGUGACGCCGCCCCCCUCCCGCGGUGGACCCCACGGGGGACGCAGGCGGCAGGUGGCCCCGUGACUGGAGGAGCGCCCCGCAGCCCCCCCCCCUGCCCCCGGGCUUGGGGCGCUCUGGUGGCCUCCAGCUCCUCCUGCAGGGCCCGGUCCCCAGGCUGGCAGAGAGGACAAGGCCCCGGGUCAGGGCAGAGAAGGCUGGGGACCGGCGGAUUCCGUUCCGCACAGUCACUCCCCCCCCCCGCCCCCCCAGGCCUUCCUCCUGCCAGGGCCCUGGGGUGUGGUGACAGAGCGCGGGGGCGCUGAUGACCGGCUGCGGGUCAGGCUGACCCAGGCUGCCGCGGCCUCUUGGGAGAACGCCCGGCCCCUUCCACACAGCCGGGGAAGAAAAGUUGGGACACAGGAACUCUUUUCCUUUGCCUCUGAAGUAAGAGCAUAAACCCCAUUCGUUUAUUCA
Messenger RNA from Perognathus longimembris pacificus (Pacific pocket mouse), 1432 nucleotides. RefSeq names its product VPS26 endosomal protein sorting factor C (gene Vps26c). The record is from RefSeq and is a predicted model, not a curated record. Gene Ontology annotation, cellular component: endosome. Lineage: Eukaryota; Metazoa; Chordata; Mammalia; Rodentia; Heteromyidae. Gene Ontology annotation, biological process: intracellular protein transport. The transcript has 8 exons. Bases 66 to 983 code for a protein of 305 amino acids.